Cuscuta campestris is the source of this 1555-nucleotide messenger RNA. Lineage: Eukaryota; Viridiplantae; Streptophyta; Magnoliopsida; Solanales; Convolvulaceae. The record is from the annotation of a GenBank genome assembly.
CUCAGACCAAGGGGAAAGGGUAGAAGACAUGGUCAGACCUAAAGCUCCCUUCCCGAGUAAGUUCCUUAGCCAAAAGUCUAGGAAUAAAGCCUUAGAUCAAGAACUUUUAGAUACCUUUAAGAAGGUAGAGAUCAAUUUGCCCCUCUUAGAAGCCAUCAAACAAGUGCCUAAAUAUGCAAAAUUCUUAAAAGAGCUGUGCACUAAUAAGAAAAGACUUUCGGGGAAUGAAAAAAUCCAAAUGAGUGAAAAUGUUAGUGCUGUUUUUCAAAAUAAAAUGCCUCAAAAAUGCAAAGAUCCUGGGGUUUUUUCUAUUCCUUAUGAAAAUCCACCUAUGAUUGAAAAUGAUUAUCAAUUUAAUGAAGGAGAUUUACAGUAACUUUGAUUAUCAAGAGAAUUAUUCCUCUCCUUAUUCCUCAUUUUGCCCUAUUAAUAAUUUUGAUGCGAUUAGUAAUGAAUUAAAAUCAAUAAAAAAUGACAUGGAUCGCAUUAUAAGAAAUUGAAUUGGGCAAAUAGAAUUAAAAAGAUAUACUAACCUUGAUUUUGAUGAAUUUCUUAAGAAGAAGGGUUUAGUAAAUGAAGAAGGAAAUUGGAAAUCUCUAUGCAUUAUUAGAAUUCAAACCUAAUGAACCUAAUAAAAUUCAUCACAAUGAAUGGUUAGCUAAUGAAUUUGAGGAUGAGGAAAUUGAGAUGGAUAAAAUUGUUGAAUCAAACAUAGCGCAAGAAGGAACACCUUCUUUAGGCCAACCACCUCAAUAUGAGGAAUUUGAUGAAAAUGAAUAUUAUCUCGAACAAGAAAAUCUUUGGGCUGAUUUUGAAAAUGAAUAUCAAGAAACAUUGAAAAACUUGCUUGAUAAAGGUAUUCUUGUUCGAGUAAAUAAUGAAAAUCACAAUAAUGGGUUGGAGGGAGUAAUGCCCGAGGAAAACCUUAAUGUUUCUCCAUUAGGUAUAGAAGAGAAAAGAGACGAUCAAGGACUUGUUUGUUCGUCUCUCAAUGAGGGAAAUGGAGAACAUAAAAGUGAACUUAAGGUAGAAUUUUUACAAAAGUCCGAGGGCAUUGAUCAUUUAGGGGGCUCUGUUGAAUUUGACCAGAAUGUAUAUCUUGAAGAGAGUCCCUUAGAAAAAAUCAUUCAAAGAGACCUUGACUCACUGAAGAUUUUUCCACAAAAAAAGGGUCUCUUUGAACCACUUUUCGUGAAGUCGAGCAUCCCCAAGGCUUUACCUUUAUUAGAAUAUCUUUUAUGCUUGGGGGUGAUCAGUUCUUUUUAUAGAAUUUUCACUAUUCCUUGGCUUCACUAAUAUCUAGGUCUGCGCCACCUUACGGUGGUUAUUCGGAAAAAGUUGGGGACUCUCGAGGAGAGUGCUCCGUUAGGGAAAACGAACAGAAGCCAUCACAAUGAGCCUUGCCGUUUUCGCACCAAAAAGUGUUUUAAUGCUUAAAAUAAUUUUCUAUUAAAAAUAGCUUUUUAUUUCUAAUCUUAGCCAAAUUUUUAACUUUUUAUGAUCAUUAAAAUCUUGCCUCUCAUCAUAUGCUUCACAUUAAAUGUGAGGAAGAUUG